GUGCUCGAUACCACCUAUACAGGUUGAUGGACUGGUAGGUAGGAUUGUUGGGUUGAAUCUGGAAGUGGGAUGAUGGUUUAGGUGCCCAGGCAUCCAACACGGGAUCGCCAGCUGUUGAUUCCGGGCCCUGCUAGCGUCGCGCCUCCAAUCGAGGCUCACCAAGCCUUCUACCCUCGCAUCAACUCUGGCCAUGAAACGUUGAUCCAGCCAUGUCGACAAGCAACUGGAUCUGGAGUGAUCCCUAUCAGGAUUAUUAUUAUGUUACUUACGAUGAAUAUAAUCAACCGGUAUACCACUGGUUAAAACAUACGGAAGUACGACCUCGACAAGACUCUGGCAGUCAGCAGAAUCAUGCAUCCAAUGUGGCUCAGAUGCCAGAUCCUGCUCCUGCACAAUUCAGGAGUCUGCACGGCGCCAUCCAGGGCACACCUCAAACAGGAUGGUAUGACUUAUUAGAUUCAAGUUAUCGUAUGCGAACCGGGUCGGAAGCGGUCACAUUCUUCGUCUCCGGAAGAGUAUUUGAAAUGCUGUAUCGCGAGACUGCUGGCGAAACCAUUUCAGCUGGACCUAACGAUGAUGCUUACACUGUUGUACGGUUCAAUGAACGUGUGCAUACGAACAUCAGACGCUUCGUUGUGGUAGAAGACAUGCAUGGGUUUGUUUAUGCAUGCGGUAUUGGAACCUAUUCUGGUCGGGGAACGUUAAAGAGUGGCAUCAAUCCAGCAGUGCAUGCUAUAGUAUAUCUUUCAGGUACUGACCCAGAAUCGUGCUACCUGCCUGGUGAACGGGAAGCCGGGAUGACUACAGAACCUAUCGAAGUUAUACCUGUGGAUAGCAGUGUCCGUAUAAGGCCGGAAUCGCGUAUUCGACUUCGCAAGACCUAUCCUAUCGAGAAAAAUGUCAAAGUCAAGGAUAUCGGCCGAGUACAUCCGAACCAUUUGGGCAUGCUCUUGGAAUAUUGGUCCAAUCAGAGCUAUGAAUCAGAUGUAUCGAGAGUAAGGGCAAAAGAGUGGCAACAAGAAACAGGGGAAGCGCGAGAUAUCAAGAGAGUUCAGGCUGGGUGGAGCGUUUCAGAUGACGACAGCAAUCAGGACGAGUUGAACGCGCAAGAGAUGAGUACACAGAAGGGGACAGCAAUCCAAACAGGUCAAGAAUCGGGAGACAAGAGUCACUUUUUGGAUGCAAAAGACUUUCUCGAUGAGGAAGAUUUGCUAGACGAAGGAGACGUGCAGGAUCAGGACAUCGACGAAAGGCCACAAUCGUCAGCUUCCCAGUCAUACACCAAUGAGGAUAACGAACCAACAAAAUCCGAAAAUGCCGAAACAAAUAUCCCGAACAUCUUGACCGACUUUGCUCCAAAUAAAACACAAGAAGAAUUACCAAAUAUAAUGACACGCUCCAAUGACACCCAGGGGAAGGUCGAUGCUACGGAAGUAGACAACGCUGUUCCUCGCUGGCUACAAGACAUCAACUACCAAUUUACCGGUGACCUCCAUUCAGACUAUACGGUGAUAAACAACCCGCGAGCAUUCUUCAAAAAAGGGAAAGUCUUCAUGGUACCCUGGCCUGAGCUGAGCGGUAAUCUCGUCAAGGGCCAAGCAGGACCACCGGUGAUGGUAAAAAUCCGAAGGUUGGUUGUCAUCAGGCCCAAAGCGACGUUCUGUCUUUGCCUUCCCAUACACACCUACUCGGGACAGGCGACCAGCAAGCCUGGUGUUGCCGCACAAGAUCAUGCGCCAGUGGUGUCUGAAGGCGGCGAAGUCAUUUACCACGAAAACGAAGCAAAGCUCACAAAGUCACCUAUGUACAUCAAGGUCGAAAAGUCGUCAACAGGGCCAGUUUCUCCGAUGUCGAGGCUGAACUUUGCGAAAGUCUACACGGUGGAGUAUAACGUCAAAGUUAGACCGAUUGGCAGGCUCAUACCAGACUCUGUUUGGCGUAUGGAAGAGUACUUCAUGGAAUGUCUAACACCCAACACGACCUGAGAUUUCUCAAGAAUGGUCUGCUUCACCCCUGCUUCUUGGAGCCCGGGUUGGAGGAAAACGGUAGUGACAGAUGCAUUCAGGUUAUUAUAGUACUGAGUGACUGGUGGCGAUAUGCAGCCAAGCACUGGAUGAUAAGCGAAUCAGCAGUCUGAAGGACGCAUGAUGCAUGCA
Messenger RNA from Alternaria alternata, 2156 nucleotides. RefSeq lists its product as hypothetical. The record is from RefSeq and is a predicted model, not a curated record. NCBI's taxonomy places the organism in Eukaryota, Fungi, Ascomycota, Dothideomycetes, Pleosporales, Pleosporaceae. The coding region runs from base 210 to 1985 and encodes 591 amino acids. The transcript has 6 exons.